AUGACGAAUUCUCCAUUAUUUGAUGCUGCGCUCACUACUGUAAUCGGACUUGGAAUGGUAUUUGUAGGUGGCAUUGCUUACAUCAACUGGUAUAAAUGGAACGUCCUUGUCAAAAUGGAUAAAGCAUUUGACGCCGGGUAUGAUCCGGCCCUUGAAGUGGCAGACAACGCGAAGACGUCUACUCAUGUUUACGCGUCUGAUGAGGAGCAUUUGCGCCGUCAAGAGCAAGAUUUAGUCGACCGUAUCAUUUCGGGGCAAGAAAAAGGCCACUAUUAUAUGUUCCUAGGGCCCAAGGGCGCGGGUAAAACGACUAUGAUUUACGAUGCCAUGGCGAAAAUCAAUGCGGAUGGUGUGUCAAUCUGCGACGCACAUCCUGACCUUGAAGUAUUCCGCCUGCGCCUCGGGAAAGCGCUGAACUACGAAUAUAACGAAGACACUCAGACGGGUCUAUUUCAGCGAAGGGAUCCACGGGAAGGAGGUGCUGCUUUAGAUAUAGAGCGAGCUCUUAAUAAACUCGAAAAAGUUGCUUUACGACGUGCUCGUAAAACUGGCAAACCCCUUGUUCUCGUUUUCAAUAACGUUCAUUUCUUCCAACAUACGGAUGAAGGUCGUAAUAUGUUGUUACAAUUGCAACAACGCGCUGAGUCAUGGGCCGAGAGCAGUAAGCUGGUUUUAUAUUUGUCCAUCCCCAUUAGUGAUGAUUUCUGGCCAUAUAACGUGAUGCGUGAGUCUGCAAGUCGCAUGCUAACGCUAUCUAUUUUUGACCUAAAAAGAAAUGAAGCGCUUCAAGCCGUGCGACGUCUCCGACGCGCAUACUUACAUUCCCGUGGGGACUCCAGCAAAUCAAUUGAGGACACCGACACGAUUAAGAGCGCUCUCGCAUUCUCCGGCGGGCGCCUUUCAUUCCUGAGCAAAGUUGCAAAGGCAGAUGAUAUGGUUCAAUACGCGGAGCAUAUGGUACAGAAAGAGAAGGCCUGGUUACUCAGUCAGAUUGGGUUGAUCACAGACUGUGAUGACGACGUCAUGGACGAGCAAAAAUGGAGCUCAUGUUCAUGGCUCCUCCUGCGAGAGUUCGUGCGCCUGCAUAAAGAACAUCAGGAAAAACUUGCAGCUGAAGGGAAAGAGUUAGACGAGUUCUUCCUUCCAUCAGUGACUUAUGGCGAAACUAGGCAACUAAUGACUCGGACUGACUUUAUAGAUGAUUUGGAUAAGAAUAAUAUUAUAUCCAUAGAUGUUAACUAUAAUGUCCGGCCGGAUUCCAUGGUGAUCCUUCAGGCUGCGAAGGAAGUAGUCGAGGCAGAUGGAUUUGAUGAGAUACUAGAUAGUGUCCGUGACCGCAUCGACGAGAUUGAGAGUCUCCAUCGUACAAGGGAGCUUACCGUGCGUCUACCUUCAUCUUUGUAUUAG
Molecule: messenger RNA, 1407 nt
Organism: Fomitiporia mediterranea MF3/22
Lineage: Eukaryota; Fungi; Basidiomycota; Agaricomycetes; Hymenochaetales; Hymenochaetaceae
Exons: 12
Coding region: 1-1407 (468 amino acids)
Source: RefSeq, a predicted model, not a curated record